AUGUUUAUUAUUCCAAUUUGCGACGAGAUCGCCGGACGGUGGGCGGGGGACGAACCGCCGGGGGGAGGGGGUCAGGAAUGGAGGGGAAAGGCCUGGGUGUCCCCUGGACGCGCGGUCAGGUGUUGCAAGGACUCGCGGCGAUUCGGCGAAGGGGAGGGUAAAGGACUGGGUUUGAUCCGGCGGUGUUUUGAUAGUGGCACCCCUUCGUUCCAGCAAGUGGUGUCAGCACAACUCACUGUCACCUCCGCAUAA
Mesocestoides corti is the source of this 252-nucleotide messenger RNA. The record is from the annotation of a GenBank genome assembly. NCBI's taxonomy places the organism in Eukaryota, Metazoa, Platyhelminthes, Cestoda, Cyclophyllidea, Mesocestoididae.